Messenger RNA from Aspergillus heteromorphus CBS 117.55, 1089 nucleotides. Its product is annotated as dTDP-glucose 4,6-dehydratase. Gene Ontology annotation, biological process: nucleotide-sugar metabolic process. Gene Ontology annotation, molecular function: dTDP-glucose 4,6-dehydratase activity. NCBI's taxonomy places the organism in Eukaryota, Fungi, Ascomycota, Eurotiomycetes, Eurotiales, Aspergillaceae. The transcript has 3 exons. The record is from RefSeq and is a predicted model, not a curated record. Bases 1 to 1089 code for a protein of 362 amino acids.
AUGACCGUUCAGCAGCUAAGUCUCAAUGGGAAUGGUGAGGUGGGCGAGAAUGUUCUCGCCAACGUGAAGACCAUCUUGGUCACUGGGGGGGCCGGCUUCAUUGGCGGCUGGUUUGUUCGACACAUGCUCCGCGUCUACGGGGAGAGAUACACGGUCAUCUGCUUCGACAUCCUCGACUACUGCGCGUCCAAGCGCAACAUCCACCCCGUUGAGCACAUGCCCAACUUUCACUUCGUCCAGGGCGACCUCUGCAACCCCCGCGACGUCAAGGCCGUCUUCCAGCAGUUCAAGGUGGAUGUCGUGGUGCACUUUGCCGCCAACUCCCACGUCGACCUCUCCUUCGUCGACCCCAUCUCCUUCACCCAGAGCAACGUCGUCGGCACCCAUGUGCUGCUCGAGGCGGCCCGGCACUGUGGCACGCUCCGCCGCUUCAUCCACGUCUCGACAGACGAGGUCUACGGGGAGAAUGAGCCCGGGCAGGACUUCGCCUUCACGGAGGAGGACCGCCUCAACCCGACCAACCCGUACUCGGCCAGCAAGGCGGCGGCCGAGAUGAUCGUCAACGCCUACCUCCGCUCCUUCCACAUGCCCAUCAUCAUUACCCGCUGCAACAAUGUCUUCGGGCCGUACCAGUACCCUGAAAAGCUCAUCCCCAAAUUCGCCACCCUCAUGUCCCACUCGAAACGCAUGACGCUGCAUGGCAACGGCACUACGAUGCGCGGCUUUGUCUUCGCCAGCGACGUGGCGCGCGCCUUCGAUCUCAUCAUGCACCGCGGGGCCGUGGCGGAGACGUACAACAUCUCCUCCAGCAAGCAGAUCCAAGUGCGAGACGUGGCGGACAAGAUCCUGCAGUGGUUCCACCCGGGGUACACGGGUCCGACGGAGCAGUACCUGGAAAUGGUGCAGGAUCGACCGUUCAACGACCGCAUGUACUGGACGGACGACUCCAAGCUCCGGGAGCUGGGGUGGAGUGAGCAGGCCUCCUUCGACGAUGCGUUAGCGGUCACCCUCCAGUGGUACCGCGAGUACGGCGAGGUCUUCUGGCCCAAGGCGGAGGCGGCCAUCGAGGCGAAUGGGCUUCCCAUCUGA